Poeciliopsis prolifica (blackstripe livebearer) is the source of this 1092-nucleotide messenger RNA. RefSeq names its product male-enhanced antigen 1-like. Lineage: Eukaryota; Metazoa; Chordata; Actinopteri; Cyprinodontiformes; Poeciliidae. Gene Ontology annotation, biological process: spermatogenesis. The transcript has 4 exons. Bases 255 to 812 code for a protein of 185 amino acids. The record is from RefSeq and is a predicted model, not a curated record.
CGUGUGACGCACCCGGAAGUGUUUGGGCAUCACCAGGUGUGUCUAGCAGCAGAGGCUAACAGCUUACUCCAGGUAAAGCAGACCCAGAGAGGUCAGGACAGGUGAAGACAAGCUGGUAGCAAUGAGUCCGGUAAUCUCAUUGCUACCAUACUAACCAGCUACUGACCAGCUACUAACCAGCUAGCUAAAAAGCUGGCAGCUGCUACCCGUUAGCUUCUGCUGUUCUCCACCUUCAUCAGGGCUGCGUCCCGUGGAUGGAAGUGUGCCGCUCGGCGAUGGGACCAGAGCGAGUGCUGCCGAGCUCAGAGGACGAGCUGGGGGAGGACGAGCGACCGGUGGACGGGGCGGUGCUGCCUGGGGGGCAGGACGGGGUGGAGGAAGAGGAGGAGGAGGAGGAGGAGGAGAGCGGCGGAGGAUACUACUACCAGCCUCUGAACCAGGACCCGGACGGACCCGGGGAGCCGGAGGACGAGGACAGGGGGGACACGUCCCACUCGGAGCAGCUGCAGGAGCUGCAGCACAGGAUAGAGGUGAUGGGUCUGCACCUACCUGAAGCUCCGCCCCCAGACAGCGACGAGGAGGACCCGGAGGGCGCAGCGGCGCAGAGGAGCCGCGCGUCCAUCCCCAUGGAUCCAGCCCAUGUGGAGCUGGUGAAGAGGACGAUGGCGGGCGUGGCGCUGCCCUCGCUCGGCGUGCCGCCCUGGGCGCAGCAGAUCUCCGACGCCCAGUGGAGCGAUCUGGUCCAGAACGCGCUGCAGGAGCGCCAGAGUUCUGCCGGGCUGCGGAUGCUGCGCCGGAACCACGUUCCCUGAACGCACCGCCAUCCCUACAGGACCCUGAACGCACCGCCAGCAGCUGAAGCCUGGGCCGCUCCUGAUUCUGAUCCGACCCAGAUAACUAAUGUUUACUGACUCUUUCUUCUUCUGUGGUUUAGUCUGGACCAGCUUCCUUCCCGUCUCUUUGCUCUCAUGUUUCCUGUUGUGUGUAGAAACAGGAAGUGGUCAGACAUGUGGGCGGGAUCUGCUUUAUUUCUGCUGUACAUGAACAUCUGUACAAAUCACCCUGUGAUGCUCAAUAAACAUCUGGAACAGC